Molecule: messenger RNA, 965 nt
Organism: Trichoderma virens Gv29-8
Lineage: Eukaryota; Fungi; Ascomycota; Sordariomycetes; Hypocreales; Hypocreaceae
Exons: 4
Coding region: 414-965 (183 amino acids)
Biological process (GO): protein transport
Cellular component (GO): lysosomal membrane
Molecular function (GO): GTP binding; GTPase activity
Source: RefSeq, a predicted model, not a curated record
CAUCGCCAAACGCAGUCGACGAGCUUCGGCAUCGAGCUUACCUACUCUUGCACAGUUAUAGAGUGUCGACCACCGCUACUGCUCCAUCCAGCCGCAUCGGGCCUUUCGCAUGCCAGGCGGCAAGCUUUGCACCCGCACGACCUUUGCGCCGUUGUCGGUAAACCGAUAGAUUUGUCCACGAGCUCCCGCAGCGACGUCCCCUCGACGGUGCCAUUCGCAUUAUAGCUUUGACGACGACGGUCGCUAUUGCGCGACUUCCUGAGACAUCGACAACGUUUGACCGCCGGUCGUACCGCCGAAUCGACUUCUCGCAACGCCAUCUGCUGAUACCGUCUCCCCCUCCCCCUCUUCCUCCCCCCUCUUCCCUCCUUGUACCAACAUCCGACCGACGUCUCGCAUAAACGAUUUUAAACAUGGCUGGGCUAUUCAGAAAGGUGUAUGACUGGUUGUUGAGGACGUUUUGGGCGAUGGAAAUGGAAGUGACCAUGGUUGGUCUGCAAAAUGCCGGAAAGACAUCGUUGCUACGAGUGCUGGCUGGUGGAGAGUUCACUCUUGACUCGAUUCCGACCGUCGGGUUCAAUAUGAAGCGUGUGCAACGGGGGCAUGUUACACUAAAAUGUUGGGAUAUCGGUGGGCAGCCGCGUUUUCGCACCAUGUGGGAGCGGUAUUGCCGAGGUGUCAACGCCAUCGUCUUCAUCGUAGACAUUGCGGAUGUAGAGCUCAUUCCCCAGGCCAAGGAGGAGCUUCACUCCCUCAUGGCCCACCCGUCCCUUGGGGGAAUCCCCCUGCUCGUUCUCGGCAACAAGUCUGACCUCCCAGAGAAGCUGUCCGUCGACGAGCUGAUUGAUGAGCUGGACCUGAAAAGCAUCCAGCACCGUGAGGUUUGCUGCUACGGCAUCAGUGCUAAGCACGAGACAAAUCUCGAUGCCGUGGUACAGUUCCUGGUGAAGUGGGCUGGUCGAUGA